AUGUCUCAACACACCAUCUUCGUCAGCGGCGCAACAGGCACGGUCGGCGGUUCAGUCGCGCGAAACCUCCUCGCAGCCGGCAUCGCAGUCCACGCCCUCGCCCGCAACCCAGACUCUCCCGCCGCCAAAGCGCUCUCCUCCCUCGGCGCCUCUCUCACCCCAGGAGGCUACGACGACGAAGGUGCCCUCGAGGAGGCGAUGAAAGGCAUCACAGGGGCCUUUUUGAACCUGAUGCCCGACUUCGUCGACCACACCUGGGAACUCAAGACGGCGAAGCGCAUCAUGGCCGCUGCCAAGGCGGCAGGCGCCACACAAUUCAUCUACAGCAGCAGCUUCUCGGUAGACGCUCCUCAGAAGCUCAAGUACUGGGAUCCCGAAAGCUUCACUGCUAUGGUCCUUCUCUCGAAGCAGGCUAUUGAGAACGAGGUCCGGAAAGCGGGCUUCGAGCACUGGACGAUCCUACGACCCGGGAACUUUACGGCGAACUACAUCCUCCCGAUCGUUGCCGUGUACCCGGAUCUUGCCAAGAAAGGGCGCUUCGUAACAGCUCUGACGCCCGAGACGAAGUUGCCGACGGUGGACCCGAACGAUAUCGGACAGUUUGCGUUGGCGGCGUACCGGGAUCCUGUCAAGUUCAACACUCAGGAGAUCUCACUUGCGUCGGAGCUCCUCACCGCAGAUGAUAUCAUGGGGAAACUUGCGAGGUUUACGGGGAAGGACAUCAAGGCUGUCUAUCUCUCUGAUGAGGAGGUUGAGGCGCAGAAAGGAGGGAACCCGUUCUUGGCUGGACAGCUGGCUAUGCGUGACAUGGAUCAGUUUGCUGAUAUUGAGGGGACAAGAAGCUGGGGAGUUGCCUUGGGGACCUUUGACGAAUAUCUGGAGCGGGAGAAAGAGAGGGUCAGCGAGACCUAUGGACAUCUUGCAUAG
Messenger RNA from Colletotrichum tamarilloi, 927 nucleotides. RefSeq lists its product as uncharacterized. Gene Ontology annotation, cellular component: nucleus. The transcript has a single exon. The coding region runs from base 1 to 927 and encodes 308 amino acids. NCBI's taxonomy places the organism in Eukaryota, Fungi, Ascomycota, Sordariomycetes, Glomerellales, Glomerellaceae. The record is from RefSeq and is a predicted model, not a curated record.